AAUACCUUGAACUUGGAGCCCUCCACACCACCGGCGCCUGCCUGAGCCACCUUGCAGCCCUCACGCGCCUCGCCUCGCUGCACGCCGCCGGCGCGCUGCGCCUGACGCGCGGCGGGCUGGCCGCGCUCGCGGCGCUGCGGCUGCCGCGGCUCGAGUCGCUGUCGCUCGUGGGGCUGGAGGCGGGGGAGGCGGCGUUUUCCGGCCGGACGGACGGGGCGGCACCCUCGCGGCGGGCGGCC
Molecule: messenger RNA, 239 nt
Organism: Monoraphidium neglectum
Lineage: Eukaryota; Viridiplantae; Chlorophyta; Chlorophyceae; Sphaeropleales; Selenastraceae
Exons: 1
Source: RefSeq, a predicted model, not a curated record